Aureobasidium subglaciale EXF-2481 is the source of this 1302-nucleotide messenger RNA. RefSeq lists its product as uncharacterized. The record is from RefSeq and is a predicted model, not a curated record. Gene Ontology annotation, molecular function: 23S rRNA (adenine(1618)-N(6))-methyltransferase activity. The coding region runs from base 1 to 1302 and encodes 433 amino acids. Gene Ontology annotation, biological process: rRNA base methylation. Gene Ontology annotation, cellular component: nucleus. NCBI's taxonomy places the organism in Eukaryota, Fungi, Ascomycota, Dothideomycetes, Dothideales, Saccotheciaceae. The transcript has 4 exons.
AUGACCUCUCCGUCAGGAGUGCCAAACUAUGACCAAGAUGUCGAUUUUCAGGAGCUUGCAUUGACUGACCCCGACUUUGCCAAAUUUUAUGAUAACGCGAAUGCGCAUGUUGAUUUCCAGGACCCAAAAGCAUUACAACAGCUUACUAAAAGCUUGUUGAAGCGCGACUUCAAUCUUGAGCUCGAGCUGCUGGAUGAUAGACUUUGUCCUCCUGUCCCUGUCAGGUACAGCUAUGUUCGAUGGCUCCAAGACCUGAUGGAUACGACCAACGACAUUGACGUAGAAGACUUGUCGAAGGAAGAGGUCACCGGGCUUGAUAUCGGCAUCGGCGCGUCAUGCAUCUACAGCCUAUUAGCAUGCUCCUUGCGAUCAUCCUGGAAAAUGCUUGGUACGGACAUCGACCCUACGAGCUUUACAUGUGCAAACAACAACAUUGAGAAGAACAGUAUGGGUUCAAGGAUCACCACCAAACUAAACACCUCAGAGGAUCCUCUGAUCUCACCGCAAGCAUUUGGCAUUGACAGACUUGGCUUCACCAUGUGUAACCCGCCCUUCUAUUCGAGUGCAGAGGAUAUGGCAAUUUCGAGCGCGGGUAAGAGCAACUCCCCAAGCGCGAUAUGCACGGGUGCAGAAGUCGAGAUGAUUUGUCCAGGUGGCGAUGUUGGAUUUGUGCUACGUAUGGUCGAAGAGAGUCGAGAGUUGAAAGAUACUGUUAGAUGGUAUACGAGCAUGCUCGGAAAACUAUCUAGUGUUCAUCAAGUCAUUGAUCGUCUGAAGGAGCUGGGCAUCACAAAUUGGGCAGUCACACUGCUUCGUGCUGGGAACAAGACUCGACGUUGGGCUGUGGGCUGGAGCUACGGAGAGAUAAGGCCAAGCAAUGCUGUUGCCCGAGGUAGCGAUGUUGGUACUCAUAUUCUUCCUUACCCAACGGCUCAAACUAUCCACACGAUUGGUUUCACACAGGACGAAGCCGCUUAUUUGCUCAAUUCGACGCUUGAAGCGCUUGCCUUACAAUGGUUCUGGCAGUCUGAUAAAUGGGCCGGUUGUGGUAGCGCCAGUCAGAACGUGUGGUCACGAUCAGCGAGACGCAAGCGUAAGAGGAUUGAAAUGGAAGAAGAAAGUGGCAAAUCAGCGAGCAUACCAGCGAAAGUGCCCACAGGUGGAGAUCAGGUUGAAGUGUCAUUGAAGUUCCGCAUUGAAAUCAGAGAAGGUGACAUGGAAGUUCGCUGGAUAAAGGGAAAAGACCAUAUUCUCUUCGAGAGUUUUUGUGGCAUGCUGAAGAGAGCUAUGAAACAGAAAUGA